Molecule: messenger RNA, 2022 nt
Organism: Chelmon rostratus (copperband butterflyfish)
Lineage: Eukaryota; Metazoa; Chordata; Actinopteri; Chaetodontiformes; Chaetodontidae
Product: leucine-rich repeat transmembrane protein FLRT2
Exons: 1
Coding region: 1-2022 (673 amino acids)
Molecular function (GO): protein binding
Source: RefSeq, a predicted model, not a curated record
AUGGAGAUACAGUGGCGUUUAUGGAACAAGGACUGGGCCUCCUUUAUAAGGCCAUGGAUACCUAUACUGUUAGGCCUUCACCUGCAGUUCUCCCGGGCCUCCAACUGUCCCGAGGAGUGCCGCUGUGAUCGCACCUUUGUUUACUGCAACGAGCGGAGCCUGACCUCAGUGCCUCUGGGAAUUGGUGAGGGCUAUAAGACCCUCUACCUCCACAACAACCAAAUCAAUAACGCUGGGUUUCCUUUGGAGCUCCACCAUGUGGCUUCCGUGGAAACUGUGUAUCUUUAUGGCAACCAGCUGGAUGAGUUCCCCAUCAACCUGCCCAAAAAUGUAAGGAUUCUCCAUCUGCAAGAGAACAACAUUCAGACCAUCUCCAGAGUGGCUCUGGCUCAGCUCCUUUGGCUGGAGGAGCUACAUUUGGAUGAUAACUCCAUUUCUACUGUAGGGGUAGAGGAAGGGGCCUUCCGUGAGGCAGUGAGCCUGAAGAUGCUCUUCCUCACCAAAAACCACCUGAGCAGCGUGCCUAUUGGUCUUCCAGAUGAUCUAAAAGAGUUGCGUUUGGAUGAGAACCGGAUUGCAGUCAUCGCAGAGGAAGCAUUUAGGAAUGUCACACGCCUGCAGCGCCUUCUGUUGGAUGGGAACUUGUUGACAGAUGAAGGGAUUGCACCAGGGACCUUUCAGGACCUGGUCACCCUGAGGGAGCUGUCUUUGGCCCGCAACUCACUCACGCACCCUCCCCCGUUCCUCCCAGGGGAGGUGCUCGUCAAAUUAAACUUUCAGGAAAAUCAGAUAAACCACAUCCCUGUCAGGGCAUUCGCAGGGUUGCACAAGCUGGAGAGGCUGGAUAUUUCCAACAACCAGCUGCAGUCGUUGACACAGGGGGUCUUUGAUGGCCUCAGCAGUCUCAGACAGCUUACUGUUCGGAACAACCUUUGGCUGUGCGACUGCAGCAUCAAAUGGGUGGUGUCAUGGCUCAAAUCUCUCCCAGCCUCCCUGAAUGUGCGUGGCUUCAUGUGCCAUAAACCUGAAAAGUUCAGAGGCAUGGUGAUCAGGGAGCUGAGUGCCGAGCUGGUCCAGUGCCCACAGAGCACAGCCACGGCACCCCUGCCAACCUCUUCAGCUGACACUGCUCUGAUCCCCUCCCUGUCUUCAUCCACAGACUCCCCCCUGGUCACUCAGUAUGUUUCCUCCUCCCCUCCCAGGCAACCCUUGCCCACGUUACCCAACCUCUACCCUGUCUAUUCAACCAGAGAGGGGGGGUUGAGGACUAAGCAACCUCUAGACCCCCGGAGGGAAACUUUGCAGGUCACAUUUGCCAUACUGAAUGGCUCAGCUAUCCACGUCAGCUGGGUGGCUGCCUUUCCAGUCACUGCCUACAAGGUGACCUGGGCUAGGAUGGGUCCCAGUCUGACAGGGGACACUGUCAGGGAGAGGAUAGUGGGUGGUGACCACCGAGGAAUCCGACUGGCUAAUCUUGAGCCAAAGUCCACCUAUCGGAUCUGCGUCAUUCCCUUGGAUGCAUUCAAUAAUUACCGGCCCAAAGAUGAUACUGUGUGCACUGAGGCCAUGACCACGCCGGCAUCCUUCAGCCCUGACAACAACAAAAGACCGUCAGGGCCUGAGCAGGCCACACAGCAGGAGCCCAGCUCGCCUUUCUUGCUGGCUGGGCUGAUUGGCGGGGCUGUGAUUGUGGUGCUGGUGGUGCUCCUCAGCAUCUUCUGCUGGCACAUGCACAAGAAGAGCCGCUCGAAGUCCUCCACCAAGUGGAAAUACAACCGAGGUCGAAGAAAAGAUGACUAUUGCGAGGCAGGCACCAAGAAAGAUAAUUCCAUCCUGGAAAUGACUGAGACCAGUUUCCAGAUAGUGUCGCUCAACAACGAGCAGCUCCUCAAGGGAGACUUCUGCAUUCAGCCUAUUUACACCCCUAAUGGGGGCAUCGGCUUUCGAGACUGCCCGCUGGGGAACAACAGCACAGUCUACUGCAAAAACAAUGUUCAGGAUGCAGACCUUUGUCGCACAUGA